This is a messenger RNA of Penicillium taxi, 1905 nucleotides long. RefSeq names its product putative bifunctional fatty acid transporter/acyl-CoA synthetase (FAT1). The coding region runs from base 1 to 1905 and encodes 634 amino acids. Gene Ontology annotation, molecular function: long-chain fatty acid transmembrane transporter activity; long-chain fatty acid-CoA ligase activity. The transcript has 5 exons. Lineage: Eukaryota; Fungi; Ascomycota; Eurotiomycetes; Eurotiales; Aspergillaceae. The record is from RefSeq and is a predicted model, not a curated record.
AUGGACUUUUUCUCCGCUACGCCCGCAGUGGCCGUGGCAUCGGCCCUCUCUGUAGCAGCAGGUGCCUAUUUCAAUGCAAAGCUCGCAAUCUCGACAGAUCUUUCUCAGAUAUUCGGUGACCGGGAUUUUGGCAAACGGCUCGGACAGCGCCUGGCUCAGCUGGGCGAUACCGCCACAUUAUACAAGGUGCUCCAGCGUACUGUCGAGGUAGAUGGACACGGUGAUGCGGAAGCUCUCUGGUUUGAGAACAAGACUUGGUCGUAUACACAAUUGAAGGAUUUGGUCGAUCGUUUUGCUGCUUUACUUCAUGACCGCGGCAUCAGGACUGGUGACUUUGUUGGUGUAUUCACAACAAAUUCGCCCGAGAUGGUAGUGACGAUGUAUGCACUAUCGAAGUUGGGCUGUGUUGGUGCUAUGAUCAAUACUAACUUGCGGGACGACACAUUCACCCAUUGUCUCAAUGUUUCUGACUCCAAGUUCAUCAUCUCAACCCCCGAUCUAUCACAGUUUGUCUGCGGGGACCUGCCACACUUCGCAUUCAACAUUUCAUCAUUUGACGAUAUCCCCACAGGCUCAAUAGAGCUGAUCAGUACAGAAGACUUGCAUCGAGCUUCUCCGACCGAUUUGCAACCAGCUAAGCGUACUGUGAAAGACUUGACAGUCUUAAUCUAUACUUCAGGAACUACCGGAAAGCCAAAGGCAUGUGCAAUCCGUAACAUGCUGACAAUGGUAACUUCCAUACCACUAUCAAGAGACUUGAACAAUCCAUCCAAGUACUUCCCUCUGCGCACAUAUUCACCUCUUCCGCUAUUUCACGGCACUGCUUUCCUUACUGGACUAUGUUAUUGUCUGGGCGCUGCUGGAACACUCUGCCUGCGCCGGAAGUUCUCUGCAUCCCAAUUCUGGAAAGACGUGCACGAUUCUCGCGCAACUCGAAUCCUGUACAUUGGUGAAUUGUGCCGCUAUCUUCUCGCAACUCCACCAUCUCCAUACGAUAAGGAUCACCAGUGUAUCGUCGGUAACGGCAAUGGGUUGCGAGGCGAGAUCUGGGAGCGGUUCAAGGAGAGAUUCAAUAUCCCCGAGAUUCGCGAGUUUUACCGCUCGACAGAGGGAGUAGCCAAAUUUGACAACCACGGUCCUGGCGUUUGGGGUGCUGGCAAGGUUGGAUUCUCGGGUCCAAUGCGUCGGUACUUGGAAGAUGACACAUUCAUCGUUAAGUAUGAUACUGAGACCGAGAUGCCCUGGCGCGACCCUGCCACUGGACUCUGUGUCCGGGCCAAGCUAGGCGAGGAAGGAGAGGUGAUUGGUCGUGUGCGUGACCGUGGACUUUUGAUAGAAUACUUGCACAAUAAGGAAGCUACCGAGGUCAAAUUGCUGCGUGAUGUCUUCAAAAAGGGAGAUUUGUUCCAGCGCACAGGCGACCUCCUUGUGCAGGAGGACUCUGGCUGGGUCAAGUUCCAGGACCGUGUUGGUGAUACUUUCCGUUGGAAGGGUGAGAACGUCAGCGCGGGCGAGAUUCGCGAUCAUAUUAGUGGGAUUGAAGGUGUUCAUGAUGCUGUGGUUUAUGGUGUGAAGUUGGCCGGAUAUGACGGUCAAGCUGGUGCUGCCGGUAUCACUCUGGAAGAUCACACGUCUGCUUCUGAGAAAGAGUUCAUAUCUCAUUUGUAUAAAGAUCUGAAGAAAUGCGGUGUACCGUCGUAUGCUUUGCCUCGGCUGGUCCGAUUCAUCGACAAGGUUUCUACUGGAGUCACCUUCAAGCAAGCAAAGGGUGAUCUAGUACAGAAGAAAUGGGACCCCAAUGGUCCUGAUGGCGAUGGGCGCAUCUACUGGCUCAACGGGACCAAUUAUCAGAAGUUGGAUGAGAAAAGCUGGGCUAGUAUCGAGGAUGGUAAGGCCAAAUUAUAA